CCCACCUGCACAUAAAAGCCAAGUGCAUGCUACCAGCAGCUGAUCAGAGCACUUUCUCAGUCCUCCACUGUUUUGAACCAGUGAUCUUCUCUCCUUGGAUCUUGUACACUCAAGGAAAGGAAGAAAAUGCAGAUUGUCAGAACCCUUCACAUUUAGUACCCACAUUAUUAUGAUCUCUUCACUACUGGAUGUUGAGUCUGGAUAGCAGAACUGCUACAGCAAAGUAUUCUCCUAUUAAGCUGAGGGACCAACUUAAAAUCAACAAAAUAACACCGGGCCUUACACAGACAGGAAACCUAGGUCUCUUACAGUGAAAAGCAAACAAGCUGUCCUUCUUCUGCCCUGUCCUGAUAUCUAAAUGUGAUGGCCGUGCUGCUGGUCCCCAUGCAGCUGCUGGCGGUGGCUGUCACCAUUUACCUGCAGCUGGUGAGGUCCACUCAGGGCGGCGUCUAUUAUGGCAUCAAGCAACUGCCACCCCAGGUGCCCCAGUACCAAGCCCUCGGACAACAAGUACCUCACAUGCCGCUGGGCAAAGAAGGCAUCCCGAUGCAGCACAUGGGCAAGGAGGUGCCGCACAUGCAGUACGGGAAGGAGUAUCCCCACCUGCCUCAGUACAUGAAGGAGGUCCCACAGGUGCCUCUGCUUGGCAAAGACAUGGCUCCCAAGAAAGAAAAAGAAAUGCCUGUGCGCAGCUUGAGGGGUGAGCAAGGUCCCCCUGGUGAGCCUGGACCAAGAGGGCCACCAGGGCCACCAGGAUUACCAGGUCAUGGCGUGCCAGGAGCCAAAGGAAAACCAGGUCCACAAGGAUAUCCAGGAAUUGGGAAGCCGGGUUUGCCAGGGAUGCCUGGGAAACCAGGGGUGAUGGGGCCACCAGGGCCAAGAGGGGAGAUGGGACCGAAGGGGGAGGUUGGGCCCAUGGGCAUACCGGGGCCACAGGGACCACCGGGACCUCAUGGACUUCCAGGAAUAGGGAAAGCAGGAGCUCCAGGUCUGCAGGGACAGCCAGGACCUAAGGGUGAACCUGGGAUGAAGGGUCCCCCAGGGGCCCCUGGGAUCCCUGGUCCAAAAGGGGAGAAGGGUGUUGGGAUCCCAGGUUUGCCAGGACUGAAGGGCCCGCCUGGGCUGCCCGGCCCCCCUGGCCCUGUGGGUCUGCCAGGAGUUGGCAAGCCGGGGAUGGUAGGGUUCCCCGGCCCACAGGGUCCCCUGGGCAAGCCCGGCCCACCAGGUGAGCUGGGGCCACAGGGACCCCCAGGGGUCCCUGGGAUGCAAGGCCCUCCUGGCGUGCCUGGUGUUGGCAAACCUGGCCAAGAUGGCAUCCCUGGCCAGCCGGGCUUCCCGGGUGGCAAAGGGGAGCAAGGCUUGCCAGGCUUGCCAGGGCCCCCAGGCCUCCCUGGGGUUGGGAAGCCGGGCUUCCCCGGGCCUAAAGGUGAGCGCGGGGUGGGUGGCCUGCCCGGCCCCCUGGGGCCCAAGGGGGAAAAAGGGCACGCGGGGCCACCCGGCAUGGGGGGGCCUCCGGGAGAGCCAGGCCAACCAGGCCUGCCAGGCAUCAUGGGUCCCCCUGGUGCUGCAGGCUUCCCAGGACCCAAAGGAGAAGGCGGCGCCGUGGGGCCACCAGGACCAGUGGGCCCCAAGGGUGAACCCGGCUUGCAGGGGUUCCCCGGGAAGCCAGGUUUCCCCGGGGAAGUGGGAGCCCCUGGGCUGCGGGGGCUGCCAGGCCCCACAGGGCCCAAGGGGGAAGCCGGGCACAAGGGCUUGCCUGGGCUGCCGGGCGUCCCAGGUCUCGUGGGGCCAAAGGGCGAGCCAGGGCUGCCUGGUGCCCAGGGGCUUCAGGGCCCAUCAGGGAUCCCAGGCAUUGCGGGGCCAAGUGGCCCCAUCGGCCCCCCAGGACUGCCUGGGGCCAAGGGGGAACCUGGCCUGCCUGGCCCCCCUGGCUUCCCUGGUGUGGGCAAACCUGGGGCUGCCGGGCUGCAGGGGCCCCCAGGAAAGCCUGGGGCACUUGGACCCCCUGGCCAGCCCGGCCUCCAGGGUCCCCCCGGCCCUCCUGGGCCACCUGGCCCCCCAGUGAUCAUCCCCCCAACUCCGCCAGCCGUGGGACAGUACCUGCCCGAGGUGGGGCCAGGGAUAGAUGGCGUCAAGCCCCCUUAUGGCUACGCGGGCAAGAAGGGCAAGGCCGCCGGUGCCGUCUACGAGAUGCCCGCAUUCACAGCGGAGCUCCUCACUCCCUUUCCCCGGGUUGGCGUGCCCGUGAAGUUUGACAAACUCCUCUACAAUGGCCGGCAGAACUACAACCCUGCGACAGGGAUCUUCACCUGCGAGAUCCCUGGGAUCUACUAUUUCGCCUACCAUGUUCACUGUAAAGGGGCCAGUGUGUGGGUGGCUUUGUUCAAGAACAACGAGCCGCUGAUGUACACCUACGAUGAGUACAAGAAGGGCUUCCUGGACCAAGCUUCUGGGAGUGCCGUCGUUCAGCUGAUGCACGGAGACAAGGUUUACGUUCAAAUGCCAUCUGAACAGGCAGCAGGACUCUAUGCUGGGCAAUACGUUCAUUCGUCUUUUUCAGGAUAUUUAUUGUAUCCCAUGUAAAAACAAAAACCAGACAGUCACACACACACACACAAAUCUAAACCUUUCUUCUCCGCUUAAAACUCCUAUACCAUGAAAGAUGCAUUUAAUGACUGUUUCGGACCAUCUUGUACAAAAAAAAAUUAAUACAACAUUUGACAUUAUGCACAGCUAGAUAUAAAAAAAAAAAAGUGUGGUGAACAUAUUUAAAGGUGUGUAUCAGGUUCAUAAACAGUCGUUUUGCACCCAAGGGGGACAUAUUAGCUGUACAUUAUAUAUUUCUGUGACGGCAUGCUUCAUUUCAUUCACAAUAAUGCAAUACUAAGGUUCAAAUCAGUUCA
This is a messenger RNA of Oxyura jamaicensis (ruddy duck), 2903 nucleotides long. It is a transcript of the gene COL8A1, whose product is annotated as collagen type VIII alpha 1 chain. Gene Ontology annotation, molecular function: protein binding. NCBI's taxonomy places the organism in Eukaryota, Metazoa, Chordata, Aves, Anseriformes, Anatidae. The coding region runs from base 364 to 2583 and encodes 739 amino acids. The record is from RefSeq and is a predicted model, not a curated record. The transcript has 5 exons.